Messenger RNA from Anguilla rostrata (American eel), 3630 nucleotides. It is a transcript of the gene mmp14a, whose product is annotated as matrix metallopeptidase 14a (membrane-inserted). NCBI's taxonomy places the organism in Eukaryota, Metazoa, Chordata, Actinopteri, Anguilliformes, Anguillidae. Gene Ontology annotation, molecular function: zinc ion binding; metalloendopeptidase activity. The record is from RefSeq and is a predicted model, not a curated record. Gene Ontology annotation, cellular component: extracellular matrix. Bases 499 to 2196 code for a protein of 565 amino acids. The transcript is spliced from 10 exons. Gene Ontology annotation, biological process: extracellular matrix organization; skeletal system development; collagen catabolic process.
UCUGCAACUGAGAGAGAGAGAGAGAGAGAGAGAGAGAGAGAGAGAGAGAGAGAGAGAGAGAGAGAGAGAGAGAGAGAAUAACCUGGCAUAAGUACGAAAAGAGCGAGAGAAGAAACAAAAGAAGACGAAGAGACGGGAUACAAGAUGAAUAGAACACAAUAACGGAUUGCGCAAGUCUUACUAAUUUUAACAGUUUUAAUAUUCGUUUCGUUUCGCUUUUUAAGUGCCCUGAACUACAUUCAUUUCAAGCAAGAUUUAUUUUAAAGACAUAAACGAGGGGAUCUGAGCGAUAACACAAAAGGCAACCUAAAGUAUUUUCCAAUUCGGAAGCGUUUUUCCUAGAAACUUUUAAGUCUUUUGUUUGCUGAGGAAGAAACUCUUUAUUUUUGAGUCUCAUUCUUUGUAAUGUUUUGACGAAAACAUUACAAAGUUGGUAGUCGCAGAGGGGGAAAAAAACAAGUAUUUCAUUUUUUGGUAUAACUGUGCGCGAGCAGGCAAAUGGUGCCCAGACUCCUUUUGCUCGCGCUGGUAUGUGGACUCAGCACGAGGGGAACGACUCAGGACGUCAAAGCGGAGGCGUGGUUGCAGCAGUAUGGUUACCUGCCCCCAGGUGAUGUUCGCGCUCAGGCUCUCCGCUCGCCAAAGUCUGUUUCCACGGCAAUUGCCGACAUGCAGAGAUUCUACGGCCUGCAGGUCACUGGCUCCGUCAACCCCCAGACCAUAGAGGCAAUGAAGCGGCCAAGGUGUGGCGUCCCAGACAAGUUUGGCUCGGAACUGAAGAGCAAUCUGAGGAGGAAACGCUACGUCAUCCAAGGGCUCAAAUGGGACAAAGCUGAGGUCACCUUCAGUAUACAGAACUACACCCCUAAGGUGGGGGAGUAUAAGACCUUCCAGGCCAUCCGCCGGGCCUUUCAGGUGUGGGAGGGCGUGACCCCCCUGCGUUUUCGCGAGAUCCCCUAUCACCGCAUCCGGGACAAGGUGGAGAGCUUCGCCGACAUCAUGCUCUUCUUCGGCGAGGGUUUCCACGGCGACAGCACCCCUUUCGACGGGGAAGGGGGCUUCCUGGCGCACGCGUACUUCCCUGGCCAAGGUAUAGGGGGUGACACUCACUUCGACGCCGCCGAGCCCUGGACCUCCAGCAGCACAGACCAGGGUGGUAAUGAUGUGUUCCUGGUGGCGGUGCAUGAGCUGGGCCACGCCCUGGGCCUGGAACAUUCCGGGGACCCGUCGGCCAUCAUGGCUCCGUUCUACCAGUGGAUGGACACGGAGAACUUCGUCCUGCCCGCGGACGACCGGCGCGGCAUCCAGCAGAUCUACGGAACAAGAUCUGGGGGUCAGCCACCCCCACCCCCCCGUCCAACCCACCCCCCUCUCAAACCAGACCUGCCCCCUUCUACUGGUCCCGAUAUCUGCGAGGGACACUUUGACACCAUCGCCAUUCUAAGGGGAGAGAUGUUCGUCUUCAAGGAUAAGUGGUUGUGGCGUGUGCGUAAUAACAGGGUUUUGGAGGGGUACCCCAUGCCCAUCGGACACUUCUGGAGGGGGCUGCCCACCUCCAUAAAUGCAGCCUAUGAGAGAGCUGAUGGGAAAUUUGUCUUCUUCAAGGGGGACAGGCAUUGGGUGUUCACAGAGUCGAACUUGGAGCAGGGGUACCCCAAACCCCUGAAGGACUUGGGUAGUGGACUUCCCAAAGACAGGCUGGACACUGCACUCUACUACAGCCCCACUGGCAUGACCUACUUCUUCAGAGGAAACAAAUAUUACAGAUUCAAUGAGAAAACUGGCUCUGUGGACCCAGAGUACCCCAAACCUAUCAGCGUGUGGCAGGGGGUCCCCGACAACAUAAAAGCUGCCAUCAUGAGCAAGGAUGGAGCGCAUACCUACUUCUACAAGGCCAAUAAAUACUGGAAGUUCAACAACCAGCAGCUGAAGGUGGAGCCUGGCUUCCCCAAAUCGGUGCUCCGGGAUUGGAUGGGCUGCGAGGGGGAGGAGCCCAAGAGGGGCGGGACCGACGAAGAGGUGAUCAUCAUCGAGGUGGAGGAGAGCGGGGCGGGGGCGGGGCCAGCGGCUGUGGUGGUGCCCCUCCUGCUGCUGGUGUGUGUGAUCUGCGCCCUGGGGGCCGUCCUUUUCUUCCGUCGCUACGGCACCCCCCGACGUCUGCUCUACUGCCAGAGGUCCCUGUUAGACAAGGUGUAGAGAGAGAGGGGGGAGAGAGAGAGAGAGGGAGAGAGGGAGGGCGGGGUGAGUGGGAGAGAGAGAGAGGGAGACGGAGAGAGAAAGAGGAUAUGAUGAGGUGGAAUAGUGGGAUUGAAAAGAGAGAUGACAGAGGAGAGAUCCACAGACACACGUGUGUAUUUGUAUAUUUUAAUAUCUGUAUGGAUAGUACUCAGAGACCAGAACCUUUCCACAUAGCACGGGGAGAGACAUGCAUACACACACUCACAUGCACGCACACAGACACACCACACACACAGUCAUGCCUACACACACACUCACACACACUCACUCGUAUGCACACAGACACACCACGCACACAGUCACACACACACACACACACACACACACCCCUACCUCUCACACUCAUUAUUUGCAUAAAAAGAAAAGAUGUCACUUCCUCCCUCUCCUUGACUCCAGCCAACUGGUUGUUUCUUUAGUAUUUCAAAAUGUUUUAAAUUGUUUUUAGGGUUUUGUAUUUGUCUUUAUUUUGGUGCCUUAUAGAUUUUUAAAUCUUGAAACUCAGGCCUUUAUAAACCCCUCCAUAAAUGUGUAUGGAGGGAGGGAAGGAGGGAAAGGGAGGAGGAGAGGGAUAGAGUGAUGAAGAGAAAGAGAGAGCAAAGGACUCAGCCCCACUAUUAACCCUCCACACCCCACUAAACCCUAGCCCCUCCCACCUCUCCAGCCGUGUUUACAGCAGGUAUCUCAGCAGAAACAUCUCCACUGAGCUCAGUGUCUGACAGAGUGCAUCAAAGGGAACCAAUCAGAGCUCAGUUUCAGAUUUGGUGAGUUGAAACCAAUCAGAUCAGAGUCUAAAUAGUGCUUUGAUCAGCCAGGUGAUUGCUCCUGUAUGAAGGUGGAUGCUCCUCAGAGAGUACAGCCAUUUGUCUGCGGUUGUUUAGUACAAUUCUAGAUACUAUUGUUAUUGUUUUAAUCUUAUUGUGUUUGUAUUAUUAUUAUUAUUAUGAUUAUUAUUAUGACUGUUAUUAUUAUUGUUAUUGUUAUUCUGUCUCAUCUGAAGUUUCUUUUUGGUAUGUUGUUUUUUGAAGUCCUGCUGGACAGGGGCAAAAUGUGACAACAAUAAGUAAGGCCAAGGAGGCGUGUUUUUUUUUGGGGGGGCAAUAAGGCGUGCGUUUAAGGGGGUGGGGGGAAGGGGGGGGGGGUGUAUUUCAAAAUAUGUUGGUUUUUCCAUCUCUGAAUAUAUGAAAUUAAUGGAAAUGUAUAUUUUUUGUCAUUGCUAUUGUUUACUGUUCUUAAGCAUGUUCAGCAACAGGAAAUGAGAUGACAUCAGUAAUGACAGUGAUAAUAAUAAUGAUAUUUAUAAUGACACUGAUUUUAAAUAAAGCAAUUUGAUUUUUUCCAAUUUUUCUCUUUUUUUACAUGAAUCUAAACAAAAUAAAAUAUUUUUUAAAAUUC